Messenger RNA from Meleagris gallopavo (turkey), 6903 nucleotides. RefSeq names its product X-linked Kx blood group antigen, Kell and VPS13A binding protein (gene XK). NCBI's taxonomy places the organism in Eukaryota, Metazoa, Chordata, Aves, Galliformes, Phasianidae. The record is from RefSeq and is a predicted model, not a curated record. Gene Ontology annotation, cellular component: membrane.
CGUGAGCCGCGACCGGCCGCUGGUACUGCUGCUGCACCUGCUGCAAUUGGGGCCGCUCGUCAGGUGCGUGGAAGUCUUUUACAUUUACUUCCAUGCCGGCAGAGUUGAAGAGCCCUAUGUCAGCAUCACGAAGAAGAGGCAGAUGCCCAAGGAUGGGUACUCAGAAGAAGUUGAGAAGGAAGUGGGCCAGGCUGAAGGCAAGCUGUGUACCCACAGGUCUGCAUUCAGCAGGGCCUCUGUGAUCCAGGCAUUCCUUGGCUCAGCGCCACAGCUCACACUCCAGCUCUACAUCUGCGUCCUGCAGCAGGAGAUCACGGCUGCCAGAAGUGUUUUUAUGGUCCUUUCUCUUCUGUCAAUUGUAUAUGGCGCCUUACGCUGCAACAUCUUGGCUAUUAAGAUUAAAUACGAUGAUUAUGAUGUCAGUGUGAAACCAGCUGCCUACCUCUGCAUAUUCAUGUGGAGAAGCUUUGAGAUUGCUACACGCGUUACGGUGUUGGUCCUUUUCAGCUCAGUCCUUCAGAUCUGGACUCUCCCUGUUGUGCUAGUGAAUUUCUUUGGUUUUUUCUUUUAUCCAUGGAUUCUCUUCUGGCAAAGCAAGUCCCCAUUUCCUGAGAACAUAGAGAAGGCACUGAGCAGGGUUGGCACUACUAUUGUCUUGUGCCUUCUUACCUUCUUGUAUGCAGGCAUUAAUAUGUUCUGCUGGUCGGCAGUGCAGGUGAAGCUCAAUGAUCCUGACUUAAUUAACAAAUCCCAAAAUUGGUACCGAUUGACUGUGUAUUAUAUGCUGAGAUUCAUCGAGAAUGCAUUCCUCCUGCUGAUGUGGUACAUCUAUAAAACCGAUAUCUACUUAUAUGUCUGCGCCCCGUUGUUGGUCUUGCAGCUCCUGAUAGCUUACUGUAUGGCUAUCCUCUUCAUGUUGGUGUUCUACCAAUUCUGCCACCCAUGCAAAAAACUGUUCUCAUCCAGCAUUACCGAAGGUUUGCUGUCCUGUUUCAUGUUCUGCUUUCUUUGCAAGUCUCCCAAAUCCUCCAGCUUGACAGACAAAGCGGAUUUGAAAUCAUCUGAAAAUGCUGAUGAAUCACAGAGCAGUAACAAGACAAUAGAUUCUCCGAAUGGGAAUCCUCAUCAAAGUGUUUCUUCCAAUGCCUAGUUCAACUGGAAGCAAGUCUGUGCCUUUGGAACGUGGCAGAUCAGCUGCUGGGAAUGUUGGGCCUCAUGGAUAUUGUGUCUUGUGGAUGGGAUUUCUUUCUUGCAGGUGUACACUGCAUGACAAGUGACAAGCCUACCUUUGUGGAAAACUGAGUUUGGGUACGUGUACCUGACUGUCUGUGUAUGGACAUAGGGAGCAGUCAUUGUUUGUAGACUUCUGUUUCAGAUUUUUAUUUUUGCACAUAGGUUUAUUAUCCUGUGCCUAUUUUAAAAUCAUUAUAGAAGACAUCCUUUAAAAACUAGCCUGAUUCUCAUCUUACUCAGGAAAUCUGAGGAUGGAAGGAAGCGCGUUUCAAUUCAGAAAGGAUGUCAUUAUGGCAUGUCACCCUCACACAGACACAGAGCAUAGUCUUUGACUUUAAACUGACUAUAGCUGUGGUCUGCUUUGAUUGAAUUGCAGACUACACUCUAAGCAAUGUGAUAAAAUAAUGCUUCUCUCUGUGGCGCAAGAAUUUGACUUCUACAAUGCACAGUAUCCUAGGUUGCCAAGAAAACAGCUAAUUAGCUAGCACUAAUGCUGAAAUAUGACUGUUACUGAGAGUGGACAGAGGGGUUAUUGGCUUAUGCACUAUCUUACUCUUCAUAUUUGCUGCUUGCUACUAAGGGAAUUAAAUUGAGCACAGUAAGCGUAAUGUUCUGGAACAGUUUGGUGUACUGACAGCACUUAAAUACUACUUCAGUAUCUGUGGUACUCUGGUAUUAGGGUGGCGUUCACUUCACAUAGCUUGAGAUAUCUUCGAGUUUGAUCGAUAGUGUGAACUAGUCAGCUAGGGGCUCUCCAAGAAAUAUCUCCAGUGAGUGAUUCAGCCUUUCUGAAAAUGUUGGCUUAGGUGACAUGAAUCAUUCUCUGAAGACCUACUGCUCUGUGUUAACCAUAUGUCUUGACAGCUGAUUUGACUAUCUCUCCAUUUCAGAUGGCUAAAGUUAGAAAAGACAAGUGCUCUUCUGACGGUCGGAGGGGUUGGUAGCACAUGAAGCAGGUGCUUUUGAGAUAGCUCCUUUCUGACACUGUAUUGUGGCUGGUUUGGUAUCAGUAGUGCAAACCCUCUGGCAUCUUUUACCUCAUAAGUACUACUGGCUUGAAGUCUAAAAGAAAGAAAAUGGAAGUUGUUGACUUUUUCUUCUAUGCACUAUAUCACCACAAAUGAAAGUGUUUCUGUAUUUUGCAAAUCACUAAAACUUUAGCAGGUGGAUAACCAAGAAGUACAAUUUAGUGGAAUUACAAAACAAUACAGCUGUAUUUACAAGGAGUAAGUGAAAGCGUUUUGCACUUUGGUUACUUAGCACUUUGAGUUUCUUCUGUACUUGACACAUUGUGACUACUGUUGAAGAGAAAAUAAUUCAUGAUUCAAAGUACCUUCUCGUGCCUCAGCUUAACUUCCAACCUGCUGUCAUGGAGAAUGUGAAGUUCUUAGGUAGGGAUCAGAUCGACACCAUUUUAUUAGACAUGUCUCAAGUUGGGGUCUGAAGUCAUUUGUAAUGGGAUUGUAAUGGGAUGAAGUACUGCAAAGAUCUAAGCUGUUUUAUUUUUUGUUUACUGCACUGUAAAUGAAAUGUCUUCCUACUUCUGUUUUAUAAUGGAGUUAUGUUUUUUCAAUUUGCUUGAUGUGUGUAUGUAUGUGUGCUAUAUAAUUAAAUUAUUGGUGGGUGUAAUGUGAGUUUCUGGUGUGAGCUUACCAUAGGAACAUAGCUCACGUAUUUGGGGAAGGCACCAAAUAUCUCUGCUCUAGUUUCUCUCUCUGAGAAGCAUUAGAAUGGUGAAGCGAUUCCUUGAAAAUAUGACAGUAUUUCUCUCUACUUCUAUACAAAAAGGAUAUGUACAGUAUUUCCAUGUACGUUUGAAAAGAGUGGGAACUUCACAAACCUCAGCUAGUGUUAUGCUUCAGGUAAGUCAACAAUAGCAGAAUUAUGCAGCUGGGAGUUCAGUAUGUGUGUGUAGUGGGUACCAUUUAACUUCACAUACUAAUGAUGGAUGCUAACGUGUAUACAUGUUUUUAGAGAAUGUGCCAUAUUACUUCCUAUUUUUAUAACAGCAUCCUCAAAUGCAUGCAUAGAAGCCUGAAGAUUUAAAUCAUUAUGAGAAAAAGAUUGUUUGGGUUAUAUUGCUGUUACAUGGCUUUGCCAUAGUUGUGCAUACCAGCCAAAUGCAGUUAAACACUCCAUCAACAUGAGUGCCAUUGCUUUAGCUGUGCCUCAUGUCUCCUCAGCAUCAACUGCUGAUUGACUAGCAGUAUCGUGCUCUGUGUAUGUUCUGAUCUUGUGGUGCUGCCACUGCUGAAGAGAGAGACAAAGAUGUUCUGUUGCAUUAAGACCAGUAUUGUACAAACAAGCUUAUGUUUCUAAAGUGUCCCAUAAUGUGAGGAAAUGCUUUUUGUGUGACAAUCUAGAUAGUGUUGUUAUCAAUACACUCAGUGGCUGCACUGGGAGAAGGAUCGUAUUAGCUAGGAAAGAUGUAAGUGUUUGAAUGAGUGAUGUCUUAAUGCAAGUUUACCAUUGUUUUUAAGUGUUACAGGUGUACGUGUCACUGAAAAGGUACAGGGCUAAUGUUAAAAACUUCAUUCACUUCAGUAGUCCUGAGUCACACAAAGGAUUGCUCGGUAAGGAUUGUUCAUGUAAAUGAGUAUGCAAGAUCUAGAACACAGAACAUAGGUUUUCUUUUAUACUUGUAAAACAACACAUUAAAAUGUUGAAAAACAAACUUAAAUUGUGUUGGUGUCCAUUCUUAAUACAGGCUUUUAGAAGUCCAAGCUAAAGGUUAUAUAGUAUGCCGUCAGCUGUACCACACAGAACAAAAGAUGUUUUUAUGCAAAUCUGACAGAAUAAUAAUCUGAUUGAUUUGGGAGUUCUUCAUCCAAAAUCAGGGUGCAUCUAAUGCUAUUUGGCUAGUAGAGAACUCAGCAGAAAAUGUAGUAGUUGGUUUAAGAGAACAGUGUCAUACAGAACAAGACUGGCAUAAGUUAUUUAUUGUCACUGCUAGUCCCAGAUUUGAUCAACAGUUUAUGUAUAAGGCUGUAUGUGCACAAAUAACAUAUAAUCUUAGCAAAGCUGACAAAGCUUACAAUCUAUCUAAGAUGUGAUCUUAGUGAGGCUAGCAAAGUGUAAAACAUUUGUCACUUACUGAGGAUCUGUAUCAGCAAGGCAUCUUGACAUCAAGGUGUAAGGGAUCUCUGUAUAGGGGUAACCUUGAGGUUGCUCACUAUUUAAGGAAUAAGAUAAUUGACUCAUAAGUUGCUUUUUAGGUGUGUGCUCAAUUGGACUUCAGCUGUUGAACCAGGUGUCUGCUAUCAGUUCUUUCAGCCCCUCAGUUUGCGACAGGUUUGUGGUCAUUAAUGUAUUUUAGCAAGAACAUUAUUGGUACUGCUGCUCACUGUCCAUCCGUGCAAGGUCUUGGGUACAAGGCCAGGUCAAUGGAAGGGGUUGAGGGAAGGAAGCAGGAGGGGUGGAGUAGGAGGAGCACACUGUCACACAAAUUCGUGAAGACUAUCGUUUGCCAAGAGGAGAUAUGCAAACUGAUGCAAUCAUCCUACUGAUAAUUAAAGUUUUAGCGUGAGUUAUCUACUUGAUUUUCUGUCUGACCUCUUAGUAAGCCAGGAGCUUUCUCUUUUUAGGUGUGUUAAAGCUGUGUAAUCACACUCAGUGAUCCAGGUACCUGCUAACUCUCCCUCUAGGCAUGAAAGAGUAGAAGUUGUUGAAAUAAAGAGGUACAGAGGGAAGGAAGAUGAAGAUGUUAUGGAAGUCGUGGAAGGUAAUAAAAGUGGCUUCAAUUUACAGGGUUCACUGAUUACAGAAAAACAUAUUUAAAGUUUCUAACCAUUCAAGUAAAAUAGAGGGUUUUUUUAUUAUUCUUAAAAAACGUAUGGCAACUAAAAUGAAACCUUUUUAAAAGAAAAAAGAAUUGAUUAUUUGCAUGCCGGUUUGAUAUUUGCAGGCUUGACUCAGCACAUGCAAAUAUUUAAGGUUGGUAAACUGUACUAGUUUGGGAAAAAAAAAACAAACUUUUAUUUCCCCACAUUUCCUACAUUUUUUUCCAUAGGAGCUGAUGGUAUCUAUCUGUCUGAGACUGGUAAAGAAUGCAUUGUCUCAAAUCAUCACGAGACAAUCGAAACGCUUUGUGGACAGUUUUACAUUUGAAAGCAUUUCUUUCGAGCUGUUUGCCUUUGCAAGGGAGGGCCUGAAGUGUUUUCUGGCUGAAGGCUUGCCCUGGAAGCUAAUGUUUCCAACCUGAUACAAGAGAUUGAGAGAUGAUACCAUUGUGUCCUGUGAAGACAAGAUACAAGCUGGCAUCUCCUUGAGUCCUCCUCUCCCUGCCGAUUUAAAUUUGCAAGGCGUGGAAAACUGGAAAAAGAGUUCCUGCUGGAAUCCCCCGAAGCCAGAAGCUGUCAAUUCAAAAGAGCAGGCUCGACCACUCUGGACUAUAAGAACAUGUACUUUCAUCAUAGUUAUUCGACAGCUUACUACCAUAGCUUCGGAUAACCCACCACUGCCAAAGAUCAGCACUACCAAGACAUCGCUGGAUCGAGAAGUGGUGAACCGUUUUUGCUUUGCGGUGUUUUUAUAAAUCUGUAUGUCUGUCUGUCUCUCUUUCUCCGGUUUCUGUCUUUUCUCUUUAUCUUCUUUUACUCCUUCACUCUUCGUAGUAGCCAUUGCAUAAUAUUGUCUUAUCUGUAACGCUACUCAGGAGACAGAAAAAGACUGAUCUCUCUCAAAACCCACAGGGUGGGAUGAGACACUAGUCUAAAACAGCAAACCAUUUUCUGUUACUUCCUGCCUCCUGAAAGUGCUCAUGUACCAAAGGAAACAGGAUUUUGAGCUGAGAUUUGUGCAAGGCAAGCAUCAUAGUGAAUGUUUAUAAUCUAGUAUUUUAAAAUGCAAUUGAUGUGAUUGACUGUAGUCACUCAGGAGGCAUCACUGGAACAUGAAUAUAUAGUACUUUGGUAGAGAUUAUAAGUUUAAUUAUCUGGAGACAGAAGACUUAAGGUAAGAGGUUUUAAGGACUGUGUAAUUUCUUCUUUAUCUCUAAGAACAAGUUUAAUGAAACUCUUUUGUCUGAGCUUCAUCUCAGUACUCAAGUCAAAAUGCAAGGUAGGUGCUUCAAAAUCACAACAUGGGUAUUUACAGAAUCUCUCCUUCAAAUAAGCAACAACUUUACAACAACUGUAUGUCCUAGAAAAAGGAAAAGAACAGCUUUAUCCUUUUCCAGAUUUCUCACAAUCCUAAGGAAAAUCUCUCACUCCUGAAAAUAAAUUUUUCAGUAGUCCUGAGUGUCAGUAUUCAGGUACAACAAUUUCACCUUUCAGAAUUGUAAUUCAGAUGUGAACGCUUAUAUGUGUAAAUAGUUUUAACCACAAACUCAUAUUAAUGAGUAAACGAAGAUAAGCAUAGAUAGAUGCUAAUUAGCUGACGAUUUUUUCUAGGAUUGUUCUGAAAUAACAUCAGCAUUGAAGUGUUUUGGCUCUGAAGGUGAGAUAUGGUUUAUUGAGCUAGAACCAGCCUGUCUGAAAUGUUUGUCCUGAGCCUUCUCAUUCCUUGCUGUUAAGUUUCUAUUUUGAAAGAGAAAACAAAGUGAUGGAAUAAAUGUUACAUAUCUUAACUUCUGGAAAUUCUUUCGAUACCUCUUCUUCUCAUCUGAUUAAUGUGUCCCUGGGCAGCCCGUUCCAUGCCCACCGCCCUGUGGUGCAGCCCCUUUCCCUGACC